Messenger RNA from Aspergillus bombycis, 1461 nucleotides. Its product is annotated as putative vacuolar protein sorting protein. The coding region runs from base 1 to 1461 and encodes 486 amino acids. The record is from RefSeq and is a predicted model, not a curated record. The transcript has 2 exons. NCBI's taxonomy places the organism in Eukaryota, Fungi, Ascomycota, Eurotiomycetes, Eurotiales, Aspergillaceae.
AUGAGGGGGAAAGCACACGAAGAAUUGUCUUUUGAAUCUCUGCCUCCAGCUUUGCAACGAAAGUUCUUCUCCAAUGUCGAACGCCUUCGUCUAGCUCAGGAUGAUCGCUGGGAUGGUUUUCACUAUCAGCGCCGCUUGGCUAGAGUGCCUCGCCGCCUCCCCUUUUGUACCCUUCAGAGUCGCUCCUAUCCGCCAUCCGCCGUAAAAUCUAUCAAUAGGAAUAAGAGGUGCCACCCGCACAAGUCUUUUUCCCCAAACACGACUAAGAAGCUCCGCAAAGCCGACUCGCUCCAGUUGGCCCAUCUUGCCGUCCACAUAGACUCGCGAUGCUUUCAUUCAUUGCCACCUAAGAUCCAGCAGAAACUCUUCUCCAAAGAAGAACGGAGUUGGUUUCACCGAACGCAGUUUGAAGCUCGGUUCUUCGAUGCUGCCAGGGAAGCGCCUUACCCGCUGGAGAAAGCAAGCCGUUCCCAGCAUCAGUGUCCUGAAAUUCAGUCGGACAGAAACUCUGUUGCGACCUCACAGUCAUCCACCAUAUACUUCGACUUCUCGGAUUCGGAUUCGAGCUCUGAUAACGACAUGGACAACUCGCUCUAUGGUAACUUCCGUUGGUUUGAAAAGGAUGGAGAUCUUGACCUAAGGCUGGACGAGUACCACGCGCAUGGUGCCAAGCCGAUGCCGAACUUGCCACCCCAAAGGCGACUUUCUUUGCGAACGGCAGUGUCAUUUAAUUCAGGCGUUUCAGGCCGCAAACCAACAUCGGCAGUGUCGCGUCAAAAAGCGCAACCCUUGCGACGAUCGUCGACGUUUCCGACAGCGCCGAUGAAUAUCACGGCUCGUAAUUCGAGUUCUCGACCCUCACCGAGCCAAAGUCAAGCCCAUGUACCUCGAUCUUCCAUAUCCAGUAUCGAUCCAUCGGCACAAUAUUAUCAGGACCCCGAGGCCCGCCUUAAACUGCGGCUUUACCUGGCCUCUCCACAAAACUUUGAUGAAGCUGUUGAGUUUGGUUUCCCGGCUCUAAAAAAUGAGAGAAAAUCCAUGCCAGUCGAGCGAGCACCAGCCGAGAUUGAAACGAAGCCUCAAACAUUUAUCGGCACGUUCCUCGACAAUGAGGACACGUCAGUUUCAGACGAAUGGUGUGAGAAGCGAAUGCACGUACCUCGACAUUCAUAUGUCAUGCAAAACUCUCGCUCAUCACACCUUGGAUGCCUAGAUCCAAGACACCAGUCAUGGCUGUUACUACCAAGGCCUGGCAACAAGCAGCAUCCAGGUAGUGACCGCGAAAUGACUCUGAAGAUGACGCUAACGAGACCCGACCUUCGGACGACCGUGCCACCACCCAGGGUGGACCCACUAAAGCUGCCACUGGAGGAUAGUGGUUCCCACCUAUGGGGAUCAAGUGAGGACGAGCAAGGGUUAAUGAGGAAAAUGUGGCGUAAGUUUCGGAAACAGAAAUGCUGA